AUGUCGACCACUAACGGAAACAAUGAUGAUAAUGCUUAUUAUGUUGACUAUGAUGCUCUAGCUGAGACUGGUCGUGCUACUCUUGCUGGUGAAAACCCUAAUGUGGGCAACUCUUCUCCUGUUUUGGGUGGUGUGGGUGGUCUUGUUUUUACUAGUGCUGUUAAUAAUAUUGCUACUCGUGCUACUGGUGAUACUCUCAUUAGUUUGUCUAAUGGUAGUAUGGAGAGUCGGAGAGGUUGUGACACUGACUGGGAAGAUCAGUUUGACUCAAUGAGUAUGAGAAGUUUUUAA
Molecule: messenger RNA, 291 nt
Organism: Rotaria sp. Silwood1
Lineage: Eukaryota; Metazoa; Rotifera; Eurotatoria; Philodinida; Philodinidae
Source: the annotation of a GenBank genome assembly